AUGGCAUCAACCAUGAAGGCGAUUCAAAUUUCAACCACUGGGGGCACCGAAGUUUUAAAAUGUGAAACUAUUCCGCGUCCUAACAUUACAGGGUCGGAUGACGUAUUAAUAAAGAAUCAUUUUAUCGGUGUCAAUUUCAUCGAUAUCUAUCAUAGAACGGGUUUAUAUCCACUCCCACUUCCAGCAAUAAUUGGACGUGAAGGCGCGGGGAUUGUUGAAUCGGUCGGCGACAAUGUAAAAGACUUCGUCCCCGGUGACCGCGUUAUUUAUUUGGCAAGCAGUUAUGCGGAGUAUGUAAAUGCGCCUGCGAAAUACGUCGCCAAAAUACCAGAAGGUGUCGAUUCGAAAGUGGCUGCUGCUUCUCUUAUUCAAGGUUUGACCUCACAUCUUUUAGUUUCUCACGCCUAUCCUGUCAAAAAAGACGAUUGGGUCCUUAUCCAUGCUGCCGCCGGUGGUGUUGGUCUUCUUCUUACUCAACUUGUGAAGAGUAUUGGCGCCCAUGCGAUCGGUACUGUUUCUACUCCUGAAAAAGCUGAAUUGGCGAAAUCAGCGGGCGCGGAACACGUAAUUAACUACACCUCCCAGGACGUCGUCGAAGAAGUCCUGCGAAUUACUAACAAUGAAGGUGUUCAUGUGGUUUAUGAUGGGGUUGGAAAGAGUACUUUCGAAGCCUCUCUCUCGAGUGUGCGCCAGCUUGGCUCAUUUAUUUCAUACGGGAAUGCUAGCGGAAAAGUUCCACCAUUCGAUAUCACCCGGCUUGCAACGAAGAAUAUAAGAUUGAUGAGGACUUCCUUGUUUGGCUAUUUGGUUACCGGGGAGGAUUUCCAAAAAUAUACGAGUGAAUUGUUUGAUCUACUUCUUGGGGGCAAGUUGGACAUAAAAAUCUGGAAAACAUACAAAUUGAGUGAGGCAAGACAAGCCCAUGAAGAUUUGGAGGGAAGAAAAACUUUCGGGAAGUUGCUUAUGACACCUUAA
This is a messenger RNA of Acaulospora morrowiae, 975 nucleotides long. Lineage: Eukaryota; Fungi; Glomeromycota; Glomeromycetes; Diversisporales; Acaulosporaceae. The record is from the annotation of a GenBank genome assembly.